AGACGCCGCGGUUUUGAAGACGAAUAUUUUGCGAUUUCGCCCAAAACAAGCCCAGUUGAGAGAUGAGGAGGCGUGGGGUAGGAGCAGGCGCCAUUGCCAAGAAGAAAUUGGCAGAGGCAAGAUACAAGGACAGGGGAACUGAGAUUGCAGCUGAUCAGUUGGCUCAGAUGUCAAAACAGCUGGAGACAUUCCAGAAGCACCUGGAGGAAUUUGCCACCAAACACAAGGAUGACAUCCGCAGGAACGCAGAGUUCCGCCGACAGUUCCAGGAGAUGUGUGCAGCUGUGGGGGUGGAUCCUCUGGCUUCUGGGAAAGGUUUCUGGUCAGAAAUGCUGGGGAUUGGAGACUUCUACUAUGAGCUGGGAGUUCAGAUUGUGGAGGUGUGUUUAGCAACAAAGCCCAGGAAUGGAGGACUGAUUAUGUUAGAUGAGCUGAGAGAGAGGAUAGCAGGGAAGAGCAGGGCCAGGCAGGAUGUCAGCAAUGAUGAUUUGUUGAGAGCCAUAAAAAAGCUGAAGGUGCUGGGCAGUGGGUUCACAGCCAUACCUGUGGGAGGGGGGCGUUACCUGGUACAGUCAGUCCCGGGGGAGCUCAACAUGGACCAUACCACUGUACUACAGCUGGCAGAGGGCAGUGGCUUUGUGUCAGAGUCUUCUAUUGUCAGCAAACUCAGAUGGGAGAAGGAAAGGGCACAGAGAGUACUGGACCAUAUGGUGAAGGAAGGUCUGGCCUGGGUAGAUGACCAGGCACCAGAAGGGAGACAGUACUGGUUCCCUGCUCUCAUCCCUGACCCUGCUGGCUAGGAGAGAUGGAUGGGGUUUUAUAUUGAAUUUUAGAGUAAAGGGUAUAAGAUAUGUUCGUGAAGGUUAGCUCUUGUAGUCCCAUGGAGUUUCUGCAUUAUAUUCACUGUCAUUCUUAUACUGAAGCCAAUUUCAUGAGUCCAACUGCAAAUUGUUGUAAUCUAUCAUGAAGGCAAGUGUGACAUACUCUCACAGCAGAAAUUUGGGUUUAGCUUAUUUUUGAUGUGUUUUUAGGCCUUUUUAUCAGGCUUUAUUUUUUGCACUGGUAUCUCUUUUACACCAACCCAACGAAAAAAAAGGCACCAGUGAAAA
Molecule: messenger RNA, 1109 nt
Organism: Branchiostoma belcheri (Belcher's lancelet)
Lineage: Eukaryota; Metazoa; Chordata; Leptocardii; Amphioxiformes; Branchiostomatidae
Product: vacuolar-sorting protein SNF8-like
Exons: 8
Coding region: 63-800 (245 amino acids)
Biological process (GO): protein transport to vacuole involved in ubiquitin-dependent protein catabolic process via the multivesicular body sorting pathway
Cellular component (GO): ESCRT II complex
Source: RefSeq, a predicted model, not a curated record